Molecule: messenger RNA, 2370 nt
Organism: Uranotaenia lowii
Lineage: Eukaryota; Metazoa; Arthropoda; Insecta; Diptera; Culicidae
Product: hatching enzyme 1.2
Exons: 2
Coding region: 72-986 (304 amino acids)
Biological process (GO): proteolysis
Molecular function (GO): metalloendopeptidase activity; zinc ion binding
Source: RefSeq, a predicted model, not a curated record
CGUGACGCACGGUUCGGUUUUUCGGUUGGGGCGUCGAUCGCGUUUAUCGGAUUUAAACAGAAAAGAAAACAAUGGACCACCGAACCCACCUGGUGGUGGUUGCCCUCUCACUGAUCCUAGCUCUUGUCGCUCAUGCCGCGAUCAUUUUCCCCCGCGUUCCUGACGUGCUGAAUCCGCCGGUCCCGGACAGCGUAGACCUGGUGGAGCAAUCGGUGCAUCUGCAGGAAUCCGAACAGGAUCCGGAAGUGACGCCCGGCUUAUUUCAGGGUGAUAUGGCUAUGGACAACAACAUGUACAAAUACUGGCGCGUUGGGCUAAACUGGGAUGUCUUUCCUGAUCGACGUUGGCCCAACCGAACCAUCCCCUAUGCCAUUAGUCCGCUGUACGACGUGGACGAUCAGGUAACCAUCCUCCAGGCCAUCCGUACGCUCAACUUUAUGACAUGUGUCAAUUUCGUUCCGUGGAAUGGCAAAGAUAAGGACUUCCUUCUGAUUUGGCCGAUCAAGUACCCCAAGGGAUGUUGGAGUUACGUUGGUAAAACUGGUGGUACCCAGAUAGUGUCGCUGCAGCCUCCCGAUCACCAAAGUGUAAAUUGUUUGGGCCACGAGGGACGCGCAAUUCACGAGCUGAUGCACGCACUGGGGAUCUUCCAUGAGCAGUCGCGUGCCGAUCGGGAUCGAUUUGUGAAGAUCGUCUGGGAUAAUAUAAUACCAGCCUUCAAAUCUAACUUCGAAAAACAGUCACUGAAGAACACCAGCUACAGCUUCGAGUACGACUACAACAGCAUUAUGCAUUACGGCAAGAGUUACUUCAGCGUGGGCCGAGGUAAGGUUACCAUCGAAACAAAGAUGCCCGGCAUCAAACUGGGUCAACGGGAUGCUCUGAGUAAGAUCGACUGCCUCAAGAUCAACGACCUGUACGAGUGUCUGGACCAACCGCGUCUCAGCAGAAAGUAUUACAACCUAUGUAAGACUCUGGGAAUUUGAAAGUUUACUUCCUAUGCGGUAGAGUCAGGCGAACGGAAUAAGUGCCAUUCACUCAAAAAAAAUUGAAAAAUAUGCUUGAAUGUAAUAAACAGUUUAUUUAUUUGAAAGGUGGUUUUAUUUUCAUUUUUGUUCUUUCAUCUUGGAAAUGUAUGAGCAGCAGCGUGUUUUUCAGCACAAAGCUUUUUUUGUUAGAUUGUAUAAUUCCCUACAGAUUCCUUACCGGCAUCCAUUCAUAUCCUGUCGAUUAUUUACAAGUCCUAAACACGCACAAAUCAUGUUCUAAUUUAGUGUAAUUCAAUUUGUCGUUUAUUCAGGCUGGAAAUGAAAAUUUACUUCCUUUUUUUCAUCGGAGAAAAAAUUUACUAAGAUACACGAAAGCCGCAUUGAAAGAAAAAAAAAUAGUACAACGAAAAAUAAAUUAAAAACGCUUGGUUAAUCGAUUUAAGGACUUGUGAAAAAAGAUUCUGUUCAUUUCAAUUUGUGUUGUGUGUAGUCUACCACCUAACGCUUUCCGUUGAUCCAGAAGCGAUGUUUCUUGAAUACAUGAUUGCCUUUCUCAGUGUUAACAGAAAAAAAUGUUUAUGUUUCGAUCUUGCCUUCUCUCAAUAUGUUAGAAGCUUGAAACCCCGAAAAUUCACAGGAUUCACUGAUUACAAGAUUGUACUGAAUUCAAAAAACAACUAAAAACAUAAACAAUACUCUUUUGGUUUCCAGUAUUUAACUGAUUAUAAUUGGUUUGUGGGUUUCAUUAAAUUAAAUAGAUUAUCCAUAUGCGAUUGUUACGAGAUAAGAGACAUAUAACUAAUCCUAUGAGAAAAAGGGAGGCGGGAAACGGAACAAUUCUAAAAGCGAUCAUCACAGAGUAGCUGUCUAGUCGUCGAACUUGAUGUGCUUCAUCGUCGAGCCUCCUCCACUUCCCGAUCCAUUCCGAUAGGAACUCGAACCUCCGUAACUGUUGGAUGUAGAUGAACCUCCAUAGCCUCCACUACUUGCACCAUAGGGCCGCUUAACACCGCCGCUGCGAUCGUUCCCUCUGUCAAAUCGAUCGCCACCACCAUUCGAUCCGAAUCGGCCAAAAUCGUUCCCUGACCGACCACCUUUGAACGUUCCAAAUCGGUUUCCACCACCGCCGCCACCUCCUCCGUAGCGGUUGAAUCCACCACCUCCGAGAUGACGCCAUUUAAGUAGCUCCGGUGGAACUUCUUGUUUGGCUUCCUCCAGAAUAGCUACAAGUUCUUUAGCCUGCUUGCGCUCGUUAGGAGUGAAGAAAGUAUACGCUUCGCCAGUGGCAUUGGAACGACCGGUACGCCCGAUUCGGUGCACAUAAUCCUCCGUUUGUUGUGGAUAGUCGUAGUUGAUAACCACCUUAAUGCCGUCCACAUCU